Molecule: messenger RNA, 2670 nt
Organism: Oikopleura dioica
Lineage: Eukaryota; Metazoa; Chordata; Appendicularia; Copelata; Oikopleuridae
Source: the annotation of a GenBank genome assembly
AUGGUCAACGUGCCCAUAUCAAAAGCGCUCAAUGUUUUCGGAAGAAAAGCCGACGAGUUGCGACAAUCAUAUGACAGCACUCUUCAUCAGAUCAACUCGCUGCGAAACAACUUUCCAGAGUUGCCUGCACUUGGCAGUGUCACUUGUCCGAUUCUGCAAGCAAUCCAAGAUAGAAUUCCAUCUGGAAUUGCUAUUUUCGGUCAAACUUACCAGGCGAAAUGCUCUGUCGUGAACGAACUAUUCAAAGAAACUAUUGUAUCGCAAGAAACAACAGAAAUCACCGAGGGCCGCAUGAUUCGCAUCAAGUAUGGAUUCGAGAAUUAUGCGACAGUUGGAGACAGUGGAAGUUACGUCAACUUGGAAUUCUUUCCAAACUCUGUUGAGUCAGCUUACUCGGAAGAUUCAAACGGCUCGUCAAAAAGUGGGCUUGCCAAAAAAGAGCUCAUCCUUUUGCCGGAAAAAGAGGGUCAACUGUCUAAAAUAGAAGAGUCUGCGAUUGAAGUCAGCUUAAAUCAUAUUCUGCUGAAAGAUGGUUCAACAGUCAUGGUUUCUCCGAGUGGCGGCAGCUUUGGAAUCGACGAAAUCGUCGACUCCGCCAUGGAUGUUUGUCUCCCCUUCGUUAUUUAUGCAAUCGAGCGAGCGAGCUUUACGCAUAGAGAGCUCGAAGAUCUAAAAUACCUUCAAAAGAGACUUCCUCACUCAGCUGUCCUCUUCGUGCGCUCUGCAAAAAAUGAAGAGGAGUCUGAGCUAGCAGAUCAACUCGAAAAUAUUGGUUACCUCAAUCCAAAGGGAUUCACAACUAAGAGCUGGCUAAAUCGCGCCAGUCGUUGUCAAUUUUUGCCUUCAUUCACUGACUUUCAUGUGGAAUUGGAGCCUAAUAUUAGACGCCAAGCUCGCGCAUAUCUGAUCCAGGCUUCUACUCACUUGAUCAGUCUGCUAGAAUCAUGUAUGUCGAAGUUACUGAACAGAUGCAUGGACAUGUCCAGGGACUUAACGAUGACGCCAAAGCGUCUCAACUACGCAGAAGAGCAAGAACAGAAAAUAUUCGAUCUCUACCGCUCCGUAACAUUAGAAAAUGUAAAUGAUGCCAUUGUGAAGUCAAUAGCAAUGGUUCUUGAAGAAGUGGAGCUCGGAAAACAUGAAAUAUUGCUCAAUAACUGGAAGAAGGGAGCUAGGAUGUCGAAUCGCGAACUUGAUGAGCGUAUUAAUACUGUCGACCAGUAUGUUUUGAACCAAAUUUCUUCAAAAAGCAGUUCGAUCAUUUGUAAUUUGGAAAAUAUUGGUGAUAAAGGACCACUAAAACGCUCGCUUGAACUACUAGAAUCGAAGGUUGAAUACAAGCAAAGUGAAAGUCGACCGUCUGUAAGAUUGACAGAAUUGCUCAACGCGCCUAAUGGACAUACACUUGCUAUUGAUGACGGGCUUCCAACCUCUGCCGUCAUCACUCGCCGCUUCAAACGUGUAUUUCAGCCGAAAACGCACGCUGACGCCGACAAUUCCGCGACAAGUUGGGCACAAACGCAUGUAGCAAAUUUGAUGGCAUUGCUUUGCCCACGGAAGCUCGGGACUGCUCUCCUCCGCCAAAUAAAAAACCGUCUUUACGAAGCUCACGAGAACUUUAUUACCUCAAUGGUGCUUUUGGAUCAAAAACAUCAAAACCGUUUGAACAAGGUUGAAAACACAAAAUUACGAUUGCGCAGACACGUGUGCCCACGCCUAGGUCGCCUUAUGCUCGAGAACUCUUCCUUCCGCGACUUAAUUAUGUAUGGAAUGCCAAAAAUUGGCCGUGAAAUCGGUAGAGGUCAAUAUGGAAUUGUUGCUCAGUCCGAUCACUGGGGGCAUAGGAUUGGAGUCGCCGUCAAAUCUGUCAUUCCGGACGGUGAUCGGCAGUGGGGAGAUCUCUCGCUUGAGUUCUAUUACACGAAAUGGUGGCUAGAGCCUCAUCCUCACAUAGUGAAGCUGUACGGUUCUCUUAUUGACUAUGACUCCUAUGGGCCCGAAGAAAACUCCCAGCCAGCCGUACUCUUAAUAAUGGAGAGGCUUCGACGAGACCUCUACACGGCAAUCAAGCAAGGCAUUUCUUAUUGCGACAGGUUGCAAGUUGCCCUUGAUGUUGUGAAUGGACUUCGCUACUUGCAUUCCCGUGGGCUCGUCCACCGCGACAUUAAACUGAAAAAUGUUUUGCUGGAUGGGAACAAUCGCGCGAAAAUUUCUGACUUGGGAUUUUGUAAACCAGGCGCGAUGCUUUCAGGCUCGGUAGUUGGAACACCUAUUCACAUGCCUCCUGAGCUAUUCAAGGGCGCUUAUGAUGCCUCAAUUGAUGUCUACGCUCUCGGCAUAAUGCUCUGGUACAUCUGCUCUGGAUCGACAAGAUUGCCUCAGAACUUUGAGCGCUGCUCGAGUAAAGAAGCCCUCUGGAACGCCGUUCGAAGAGGUGCACGCCCUGAACAUUUGACGAAAUUCGACCCGCGAAUGUGGACUCUGAUGCAGGAAUGCUGGAAAAUGGAGCCCGACGAACGUCUAAAAUUGGGAGAGAUCGAAAGCGAGCUCAGUUCUAUCUUGGAGAUUGAACGCAAAAAAGUCUCGAAAAACAAAAGUGUUAAACUACAAAAGUCAGUUGGACCUGGCGAACUCGUUGUUUCUUCAACCCCGCGAUCCCAGAAUGGCUAA